Mollisia scopiformis is the source of this 709-nucleotide messenger RNA. RefSeq lists its product as uncharacterized. The transcript is spliced from 2 exons. The coding region runs from base 40 to 516 and encodes 158 amino acids. Lineage: Eukaryota; Fungi; Ascomycota; Leotiomycetes; Helotiales; Mollisiaceae. The record is from RefSeq and is a predicted model, not a curated record.
CAAUUUCCGAACUUGACUUUCUAAGCCUAUCUCUCAAUCAUGAAGCUCAGCAUUAUCUUGGCAUUUUUGCCCUUCCUUUCUGCGGCUUUGGCACUGCCUCAACCAUAUGCCGUUGCCCAACGUGACAUCGAGUCAAUCAAGAGAGAUAUCGAAUCUAUCAAGAAAAGAGAGCCUGAGCCGGUUGUCGGAAGAGACAUCGAGUCAAUUAAGAGGGACAUCGAGUCGAUCAAGAAGAGAGAGCCUGACAUCGAGUCAAUCAAGCGGGAUAUCGAAUCCAUCAAGAAGCGAGAUAUUGAGUCGAUCAAGAGAGAUAUUGAGUCUAUCAAGAAGCGCGACAUUGAGUCUAUCAAAGUCCGUGAUAUUGAGUCGAUCAAGAGGGACAUUGAGUCGAUCAAGAAGCGUGACAUUGAAUCUAUCAAGAAGAGAGACAUCGAGUCGAUCAAGAGGGACAUUGAGUCCAUCAAAAAGCGUGAUAUUGAGUCCAUCAAGAAGCGCGAUAUCGAGUCGAUCAAAUAGAUGGACUCAGAAUGUCGACUACUGACAGAGCACUUGGACAAUGGAGCAUAUGAAUCGGCUUCGUUUUCUUGGGGGAGGUGUUUUCCUUCACUUUUUACAGUAUGGUCAGCCGCUGGUUCAACAAUCAUAUUAUGAGCAGUUGAAUGACUCAGCGGAGGAAAAGAGGGGACGGUUUCAUAGCAAUGUGUCUGGG